AUGGUUACCAUUUUGGUUAAAGACAUUACAAUUGUCAAUGUCUAUAAUCAACCGAAACCAUCCAAGAAAUACCCUGAGCCACCGGUUUUUGAGUUUCUCAAACGGGAGAUCAAGGAACAAUACUCAAAGAUUGUCAUUGCAGGUGAUUAUAACUUACAUCACAAGGAAUGGGAGUCAAGGGCAGAAAUCAAAAAAACAUACAACAAUAGAACCAAUAUUGAUUUGGUUUAUGGCUCAGUGGACUUACUUCAUAGAAUUUCAUUUAGUGGAGUGGAUGAAAAUACACUAAGUGAUCACUCAAUUGUGGAGUGGGACAUCUAUAUGUCUCAGAGUAAAAACGGGGAUGAAGUUUUUACUUCGGUGAAGAGAUUGAAUAUUAAGAAUGCAGAUUGGGAAAAGUUUGACAAGGAGCUUUCUUCUGCCAUUAAAGAUUUUAAUGUGCAUAACAAAACUCUAAAAUCAACUGACCAAAUUGAUGACCAAGCUAAAGCUCUUGAGGAGGUUGUAAAAAGAGCAAUGGCAAAGGAGAAGUUAGAAAAAGCGCUAGAAGCUAAGAGGGAAGCCCGUCAAAGGCAACCUUCUUUGGCUUUGAAACGACAAAAAAUUGAAGAGGCGAAAAAAGCUAGAAAAAUUUUUGACCACAGUUUGCGUGAAGCAAGUACUGAGCAAUGGAAUAAAUAUUUGUCUAGUUUAGAAGGAAAUGACAUUUGGAAGAUUUUGAAGUAUAUUAAUCCAAAAAGCAAUGAUACCAUUAUACCACAAAUUAGAAAAGAAGAUGGAACUCUCACUACUACUGUUGACGAAAAAAGACAUGAAAUAUGGAAGGCACUUCUACCUGAAAUUGAUCAUGGUCUUGAUAGAGAGUUUGAAAUUGAUGACGAUUCUCGAUGGCCAAAAUUAGAGUUUGAUGAAGUUGACUCUGCAUUGGCUGAUACCCCAAAUGAUAAAGCUCCAGGAGACGAUGGAAUUACUGGCAAAGUUUUAAAGAUGGCAUGGCUAAAUAAAGACUUUAAGGAAAGGUUUUUCAAGCUUCUCCAAGCUUGUGUAAAGUUUGGAUACCACCCAAAAGUCUGGAGACAUGGCAUUAUUGUUGUUAUACCUAAACCUAAGAAACCUGACUAUUCAAAGCCAAGAGCAUACCGACCAAUUUCCUUACUUAAGAUUCCAUCUAAAGUACUGGAAAAAAUUAUACAAAAAGAAUGA
This is a messenger RNA of Magnusiomyces paraingens, 1203 nucleotides long. RefSeq lists its product as uncharacterized. Lineage: Eukaryota; Fungi; Ascomycota; Dipodascomycetes; Dipodascales; Dipodascaceae. The transcript is spliced from 3 exons. The coding region runs from base 1 to 1203 and encodes 400 amino acids. The record is from RefSeq and is a predicted model, not a curated record.